Molecule: messenger RNA, 1119 nt
Organism: Symbiodinium sp. CCMP2456
Lineage: Eukaryota; Dinophyceae; Suessiales; Symbiodiniaceae
Source: the annotation of a GenBank genome assembly
AUGAACAGUCCAGGACUUGCACGGGGCACCAUCUUUGAGCGUGAAUCCUCGAUUUGCUGCAGGUGGCAAUUCGUGAAAGACUACGCUAAUCUUUUUGAUACCAUCCUUGUCCUUGGUGGGCUGGUCGAUACGUACAUCAACCUUGCAUUUGUCGGGGAGACAUCGGCAUCCAAAAGCAUUGUCAUUCUCCGGCUUAUGCGAGCCAUGAAGUCUUUUCGGGCCAUCCGAAUGGUGCGCAGCUUGCGGUUUUUUCGCGGUCUCCGCGUGCUGGUCAAGGCAUGUCAAUGUUUCUUGCCUUCUCUUUGCUGGUCAAUGGUUCUGUUAUUGAUUUUCAUGGCCAUGGGCGCACUUAUGCUUGGAAAUCUCCUGCAGAGUUUCGUGGACGAUGAUGAUCAAGAUCUUGACGAUCGUCAGUGGAUCUGGAUGCAUUAUGGCACUGCAUACCGUGCCCUCUAUACGUUUUUUGAAAUUACAUUUGCUGGAAAUUGGCCCACGAAUACGCGGCCGGUGCUGGAGAAGGUUAACCACGGCUUCGCCAUAUUCUUCGUUUGCUACAUUACACUGGUCGUGUUUGCGAUUAUUCGCGUUAUCAGUGCUGUCUUCCUGAAGGAUACGCUGGACGCUGCUCAGAACGAUGCGGAAGCACUGGUGGUAGACAAGAUGCACAAGAAACAAGAGUUUGUGGUCAAGUUGGAGGGCAUCUUCAAGGCUAUCGAUGACACUGGUAGUGGCAUCAUUUCAGAGGAGCGACUCACCACGAUCCUGUCGAACCCGAAGGUGGCGGCCUACUUUCAGACGAUGGACAUUGAUGUCCAUGAGGGGAAAGCUCUCUUCCACGUGUUGAACAACGGUGAAGGUGGUGUUUCGCUGGACGAGUUCAUCGACGGAAUAUUGAAGUGCAAAGGCCCUGCGCGUGCCAUCGACCAAGUCGCCAUGCACGCGGAGAUAAAGGCGUUGGACUUCAAACUGACGAGGCUGGAUAGUGCCCGCGUCAUCUCUGCCUCGCGCUCCUUCGUGGACAGUGGCAACAUGAAGUCUGUCGCGGAGCACCUCAAGGUCUUCCGCAUGGACGAGGCGCAGACGCGUCGUCGACUAUCCUCGGCAAGCCUUACACGCUGA